This is a messenger RNA of Acanthosepion pharaonis, 5448 nucleotides long. The record is from the annotation of a GenBank genome assembly. NCBI's taxonomy places the organism in Eukaryota, Metazoa, Mollusca, Cephalopoda, Sepiida, Sepiidae.
AUGUUUUAUUUAUCUAUCAAUCUAUCUCUCUCUCAAUAUGUUUCAUUAUCUAUCAAUCUAUCUCUCUCUCUCUCAAUAUUUGAUUAUCUAUCUCUCUCUCUCUCUCUCAAUAUUUUCAUUAUCUAUCAAUCUAUCUCUCUCUCUCAAUAUGUUUCAUUAUCUAUCAAUCUCUCUCUCUCUCAAUAUAUUUCAUUAUCUAUCAAUCUCUCUCUCUCUCUCAUUAUCUAUCAAUCUAUCUCUCUCUCAUCUAUCAAUCUAUCUCUCUCUCUCUCAAUAUGUUUCAUUUAUCUAUCUAUCUAUCUCUCUCAAUAUGUUCAUUAUCUAUCAAUCUCUCUCUCUCUCUCAAUAUUUUCAUUUAUCUAUCAAUCUCUCUCUCUCUCAAUAUGUUCAAUAUCUAUCAAUCUCUCUCUCUCUCAAUAUGUUCAUUUUAUCUAUCUAAUCAAUCUCUCUCUCUCUCUCUAUUCUUAUCUAUCAAUCUCUCUCUCUCUCAAUAUUUCAUUAUCUAUCAAUCUCUCUCUCUCAAUAUUUCAUUAUCUUUCAAUCUCUCUCUCUCAAUCUGUUCUCUCUCUAUCAAUCUCUCUCUCUCUCAAUAUAUUUCAUUAUCUAUCAAUCUCUCUCUCUCUCUCCAAUAUGUUCAUUAUCUAUCAAUCUAUCUCUCUCUCUCAAUAUAUUUCAUUUAUCUAUCAAUCUCUCUCUCUCUCUCUCAAUAUUUUCAUUUUCAAUCUAUCUCUCUCUCUCAAUAUGUUUCAUUAUCUAUCAAUCUAUCUCUCUCUCUCAAUAUAUUCAUUUAUCUCUCUCAUCUCUCUCUCUCAAUAUUUCAUUAUCUAUCAAUCUAUCUCUCUCUCUCAAUAUAUUUCUAUAUCUAUCAAUCUAUCUCUCUCUCUCUCAAUAUAUUUCAUUAUCUAUCAAUCAAUCUCUCUCUCAAUAUUUCAAUUAUCUCUCAAUCUCUCUCUCUCUCUCUCUCCAAUAUCAAUUCAUUUAUCUAUCAAUCUAUCUCUCUCUCUCUCUCAAUAUGUUCUUUUAUCUAUCAAUCUAUCUCUCUCUCUCUCAAUAUGUUUCAUUAUCUAUCAAUCUCUCUCUCUCUCAAUAUGUUUCAUUAUCUCAUGCUCUCUCUCUCUCUCUCUCUCAAUAUGUUCAUUAUCUAUCAAUCUAUCUCUCUCUCAAUCUCUUCAUUUAUCUAUCAAUCUAUCUCUCUCUCUCUCUCAAUAUGUUCUCUCUCAAUCUAUCUCUCUCUCAAUAUGUUUCAUUAUCUAUCAAUCUAUCUCUCUCUCUCAUAUGUUCAUUAUCUAUCAAUCUAUCUCUCUCUCUCUCUUAUCUCAAUUCUCUCUCUCAUCUUUCAAUCUAUCUCUCUCUCUCUCUCAUAUGUUCAUUAUCUAUCAAUCUAUCUCUCUCUCUCAAUAUCUAUCUCUCUCUCUCAAUCUUUCCUCUCUCUCUCUCUCUCUCUCCAUUAUUUCUAUCUAUCUCUCUCUCUCUCUCUCAAUAUGUUUCAUUAUCUAUCAAUCUAUCUCUCUCUCUCUCAAUAUGUUCAUCUAUCUAUCAAUCUAUCUCUCUCUCUCAAUCUAUCUCUCUCAAUAUCUCUCUCUCUCUCUCUCUCUCAAUAUUUCAUUAUCUAUCAAUCUCUCUCUCUCUCUCAAUAUGUUCAUUAUCUAUCAAUAUAUCUCUCUCUCUCUCUCUCAAUCUAUCUAUCAUCUCUCUCUCUCUCCAAUGUUCAUUAUCUAUCAAUCUAUCUCUCUCUCUCAAUAUGUUUCAUUUUCUAUCAAUCUCUCUCUCUCUCAAUAUUUUCAUUAUCUAUCAAUCUCUCUCUCUCUCUCUCUCAAUAUGUUCAUUAUCUCUCUCUCUCUCUCUCUCUCUCUCUGUUCAUUAUCUAUCAAUCUCCUCUCUCUCUCUCUUUGUUUAUUAUCUAUCAAUCUAUCUCUCUCUCCAAUAUGUUCAUUAUCUAUCAAUCUCUCUCUCUCAAUAUUUCAUUAUCUAUCAAUCUCUCUCUCUCUCUCUCAAUAUGUUCUCUCUCUCUAUCAAUCUAUCCUCUCUCUCUCAAUAUCUUUCAUUAUCUAUCAAUCUCUCUCUCUCUCAAUAUGUUCAUUAUCUCUCUCUCUAUCUCUCUCUCUCAAUAUCUUCAUUAUCUAUCAAUCUCUCUCUCUCUCCAAUAUGUUCAUUAUCUAUCAAUCUAUCUCUCUCUCUCUCCAAUAUGUUUCAUUUAUCUAUCAAUCUAUCUCUCUCUCUCCAAUAUUUUCAUUAUCUAUCAAUCUAUCUCUCUCUCUCUCAAUAUGUUCAUUUUCUAUCAAUCUAUCUCUCUCUCUCAAUAUUUCAUUAUCUAUCAAUCUAUCUCUCUCUCUCUCCAAUUAUCAUCAAUCUCUCUCUCUCAAUCUCUCUCUCUCUCUCAAUAUCUUCUCUCUCAAUAUCAGUCAAUCUCUAUCAAUCUCUCUCUCUCAAUAUGUUCAUUAUCUAUCAAUCUAUCUCUCUCUCUCAAUAUAUUUCACUAUCUCACCCUCUCUCUCUCUCAAUAUGUUCAUUAUCUAUCAAUCUAUCUCUCUCUCUCUCUCAUAUGUUCAUUAUCUAUCAAUCUAUCCCUCUCUCUCUCUCAAUAUGUUCAUUAUCUAUCAAUCUAUCUCUCUCUCUCAAUAUGUUCAUUAUCUAUCAAUCUAUCUCUCUCUCUCCAAUAUGUUCAUUAUCUAUCAAUCUAUCUCUCUCUCUCUUCUCAAUCUCUCUUCAAUAUGUUCAUUAUCUAUCAAUCUCUCUCUCUCUCUCAGUAUAUGCAUUAUCUCCAAUCUCUCUCUCUCUCUCUCUCUCACUCUCUCUCUCUCUCUCCAAUCUAUCAUUAUCUAUCUCUCUCUCUCUCUCAAUAUUUCAUUAUCUCUCUCUCUCUCUCUCUCAAUAUGUUCAUUAUCUCUCAAUCUCUCUCUCUCAAUCUCUCUAUCUCUCUCUAUCUCUCAAUCUCCUCUCUCUCUCUCUCAAUAUAUUCUCUCUCUCUCUCUAUCAAUCUCUCUCUCUCUCUCUCAAUAUGUUCAUUAUCUCUCUCUCUCUCUCUCUCUCUCUCAAUAUUUCAUUAUCUAUCAAUCUCUCUCUCUCUCUCAAUAUGUUCAUUAUCUCUCAAUCUCUCUCUCUCUCAAUAUGUUCGCUCUCUCUCUCUCUCUCUCUCUCUCUCUCUCUCUCUCUCAUUAUCUCUCAAUCUCUCUCUCUCUCUCUCAAUAUCUCUCUCUCUCCCAUUUCUUUAUCUCAAUCUCUCUCUCUCUCUCUCUAUCUCCAAUCUUACACUCUCUCUCUCUCUCAAUAUGUUCUCAAUCUCCUCUCUCUCUCAAUAUAUAUUUCAUCUAUCUUUCUCUCUCUCUCUUCUCUAUGUUCUUAUCUCUCUCUCUCUCUCUCUCUCCCAUAUUACACUCUCUCUCUCUCUCUCUCUCCAAUAUGUUCAUUAUCUAUCUCUCUCUCUCUCUCUCUCAAUAUGUUCAUUAUCUCUCUCUCUCUCUCUCUCAUCUCUCCAUUUCAUUAUCUAUCAAUCUAUCUCUCUCUCUCUCCAAUAUUUCAUUCUCUCUCUCUCUCUCUCUCAUAUUUUCAUUAUCUCUCUCUCUCUCUCUCUCUCUCAAUAUUACUCUCUCUCUCUCUCAAUCUCUCUCUCUCUCUCAAUAUUACAUUAUCUAUCAAUCUCUCUCUCUCUCCCAAUAUCUCAUUAUCUAUCUCUCUCUCUCUCUCUCCAUAUAUUCAUUAUCUAUCAAUCUCUCUCUCUCUCCAAUAUUUUCAUUCUCUCUCUCUAUCUCUCUCUCUCCAAUAUGUUCAUUAUCUAUCAAUCUAUCUCUCUCUCUCUCUCCAUAUUUCAUUAUCUAUCUCUCUCUCUCUCUCUCUAUUUCAUUAUCUAUCAAUCUCUCUCUCUCUCUCAAUAUUACACUCGCUCUCUCUCUCUCUCAAUAUUACACUCUCUCUCUCUCUCUCUCCUCUCUAUUUAUCUAUCUAUCUCUCUCUCUCUCUCCCAUGUUAUUAUCUAUCAAUCUCUCUCUCAAUAUCUUCAUUAUCUAUCAAUCUAUCUCUCUCUCUCAAUAUGUUCAUCUCUAUCUCAAUCUCUCUCUCUCAAUAAUUUCAUUAUCUAUCAAUCUAUCUCUCUCUCCAUUAUCUAUCAAUCUCUCAUCUCUCAAUAUUUCAUUAUCUAUCAAUCUCUCUCUCUCUCAAUAUUUCAUCCUAUCUCUCAAUCUAUCUCUCUCUCUCUCUCUCUCUCAUUAUCUAUCAAUCUAUCUCUCUCUCAAUAUUACACUCGCUCAAUCUCUCUCUCUCAAUAUCUUUCAAUUAUCUAUCAAUCAAUCUCCAAUAUUCUCUAUCAAUCUCUCUCUCUCUCUCUCAAUAUCUUUCAUUAUCUCUCUCUCUCCAAUAUUCAUUAUCUCAAUCUCAAUCUCUCUCAAUAUGUUCAUUAUCUAUCAAUCUCUCUCUCUCAAUAUGUUCAUUAUCUAUCAAUCUCUCUAUCUCUCUCUCUCUCUCUCUCAAUAUCUAUCAAUCUAUCUCUCUCUCUCUCCAAUAUUACACUCUCUCUCUCUCUCCAAUAUUACACUCUCUCUCUCUCUCUCUCUCUCAAUAUUAUCAAUCUAUCAAUCUCUCUCUCUCUCAAUAUGUUUCAUCUAUCAAUCUCUCUCUCUCUCAAUAUUUCAUUAUCUAUCAAUCUAUCCUCUCUCUCUCUCAAUAUGUUCAUUAUCUAUCAAUCUAAUAUCUCUCUCUCAAUAUGUUCCAUUAUCUAUCAAUCUAUCUCUCUCUCUCAAUAUUAUUUCCAUUCCUCCUCUCUCUCCAAUAUCUCUCACUCUCUCUCAAUAUGUUCAUUAUCUAUCACUCUAUCUCUCUCUCAAUAUGUUCAUUAUCUAUCAAUCUAUCUCUCUCUCUCUCUCAAUAUGUUCAUUAUCUAUCAAUCUAUCUCUCUCUCAAUAUGUUCAAUAUCUAUCAAUCUAUCCCUCUAUCUCUCUCAAUAUGUUUGUUUAUCUAUCAAUCUCUCUCUCUCUCCAAUAUUCAUUUAUCUAUCAAUCUCUCUCUCUCUCUCAAUAUUUCAUUUAUCUAUCAAUCUCUCUCUCUCUCUCUCAAUAUGUUCCUCAAUCUGUUAUCUAUCAAUCUCUCUCUCUCAAUAUUUCAUUUAUCUAUCAAUCUAUCUCUCUCUCUCAAUAUUACCUUCUCACCCCUCUCUCUCUCUCUCAAUAUCUUUCUCACCAAUCUCUCUCUCUCUCUCCAAUAUCAUUUAUCUAUCCUCUCUCUCUCUCAAUAUGUUUCAUUAUCUAUCUCUCUCUCCAUCUCUCUCUCUCUCUCUCUCAGUAUUACACCUAUCUCUCUCUCUCUCUCUCAAUAUUACACUCAUAUCUAUCUCUCUCUCUCUCUCUCUCAUAUUUCAUUAUCUAUCAAUCAAUCUCUCUCUCUCUCAAUAUUACUACCAUCUCUCUCUCCAAUAUUACGCUCUCUCUCUCUCUCCAAUAUUACACUCGCUCUCUCUAA